This is a messenger RNA of Mizuhopecten yessoensis (Yesso scallop), 1548 nucleotides long. RefSeq lists its product as uncharacterized. NCBI's taxonomy places the organism in Eukaryota, Metazoa, Mollusca, Bivalvia, Pectinida, Pectinidae. Gene Ontology annotation, molecular function: nucleic acid binding. The coding region runs from base 1 to 1548 and encodes 515 amino acids. Gene Ontology annotation, biological process: DNA integration. The transcript is spliced from 2 exons. The record is from RefSeq and is a predicted model, not a curated record.
AUGACUUUUCUGAACCGAACCAGUGGAAUUAUGUUCAUACUGAUAGUGAUCCUGCAGAUACUGCGACCAGAUCUUCGCUACAUAAUAACGUUCAAGAAAGAAACCAAGUGUGGACAUACGUCCUGGCAUAUUUGUGAGGUUAGUACCUCACCGGAGUUGAUUAAAGCCGCAGAGGCUCUUCUCAUAGGAGCUGUUCAGAAGAAGUUCUAUUCAGAGGAGAUUCGUGCGCUUGAAUGUGGGAAACAGGUUCCCAAUGACAGCACUAUACUCUCGUUGUCCCCUUAUUUGGAUGAAAAGGGACUACUUAGAGUAGGAGGCUGUAUGAACAAAUUGAGAAUCAAGGUUCAACUAGAGUCGGUCAACCUUAUAAUCAUAUCUAAGUGUCACAUCGCGAAGUUGCUCGUACGCCAUUUUCAUGGGCAAGUUUUUCACCAAGGACGACACUUUACAGAAGGUUCGUUGCGUUCCAACGGAUUUUGGCUUAUUGGAGCCAAGAGACUUGUGUCAUCUGUGAUAGGACAGUGUGUUGUAUGUCGGAAACUUCGGGGUAAAUUGAUGCAUCAAAAGAUGGCAGAUCUACCUGAAGAGAGGUUAACUCCUGGACCUCCAUUCACCACAGUUGGAGUUGACGUUUAUAGACCGUGGGAAGUUGUGACUCGCAAAACACGUGGAGGUGAAGCAAAUAGUAAGAGGUGGGCUGUUAUGUUUACAUGCAUGACUACUCGUGCAACACACAUUGAGGUAAUUGAGGACAUGAGUGCAUCGUGCUUCAUCAAUGCGCUCAGUCGUUUGAUUGUUAUCAGAGGACCUGUAAAGACUUUGUGGUCUGACAGAGGAACCAAUUUUGUAGGUGCUGCAUCGCUAAUCAAAGCACAUGUGAUUCAUAUUGAGAGUCCGCCCGUCCAGACUUGUCUGAAGAAUUUAGGGAUUGUGUGGCGCUUCAACUCUCCGCAUUCAUCCCAUAUGGGAGGAGUUUGGGAAAGACCCGUUGGGGUAGCUAGAAGAAUAUUGGAGAGUAUGCUGGCAAACUGUACCUUCAAGGAAUUCACCCAUGAAGUACUUUGUACUUUUAUGUAUGAGGUUGCUGCAGUAAUGAACUCAAAACCUUUGGUUGCUGUAGACAGCGAUGCUCAGGACCCACUUGUGCUCUCACCUAGUAUCCUCUUAACCCAGAAGCAAGGAUAUUCUUCGUCUGCGCUUGCUAAGGAUUUGAGCUUGAAGGAAAUGUAUACGGCCCAAUGGAAGCAAGUACAAAUUCUAUCGGACAUGUUUUGGAAACGUUGGAGAUCCCAGUUUCUACAAACGCUACAAACCAGGCGAAAGUGGCAAACGGAACAACGCAAUCUGCAAGGGAAUGACUUGGUCCUUCUGAAGGAUGUAAAUGUGGCAAGAUGCAAUUGGCCUGUUGGUGUCAUCUCUAGACUGUUUCCUAGCAGCGAUGGAAAGGUGCGAAAAUGUGAAGUUCGAGUUGGACACUGUGAUGGCGUGCCAUCAGUGUAUACGCGACCGGUUACGGACUUAGUGAUGUUAUUGUCAGAGGACAAGUGA